Molecule: messenger RNA, 870 nt
Organism: Caenorhabditis remanei
Lineage: Eukaryota; Metazoa; Nematoda; Chromadorea; Rhabditida; Rhabditidae
Exons: 5
Coding region: 1-870 (289 amino acids)
Biological process (GO): carbohydrate metabolic process; chondroitin sulfate proteoglycan biosynthetic process
Cellular component (GO): Golgi membrane
Molecular function (GO): galactosylgalactosylxylosylprotein 3-beta-glucuronosyltransferase activity
Source: RefSeq, a predicted model, not a curated record
AUGAGACUACGAAGCAGCUCUCGGAGCCAUGGAACUUUUAUAUUCUUCUUAAUUUGUUUUGCUAUUAUCGUUCUCUCGUCUCUAAAAGCAAAGAUGUCAGACCAGAUGAUCAUUGUGGUAACCCCCACCUACAAACGAUUGACCAGAAUAGCCGAUAUGAUACGAAUGGCCAACACCUUAUCUCAUGUCAAAAAUCUUCACUGGAUAGUGAUAGAAGACGGAAAUAAGAAAAUACCAGCAGUGGAAAAUAUACUGAAACGAACGAAUCUACCGUACACAUAUUUUCCUUUUAAAACGAUUGAAGGAUAUCCAAAAAGAGGAUGGUAUCAGAGGACGAUGGCUCUGAAAUUCAUUCGAUCCAAUACUUCACAAAUUCUGGGAAAGGAACACAAAGAAGGUGUCGUCUAUUUCGGUGAUGACGAUAAUUCAUAUGAUAUUCGAUUGUUCACGGAAUACAUUAGGAAUGUGAAGACGUUGGGGAUAUGGGCUGUUGGUUUGGUCGGCGGCGGUUAUGUGGAAGCUCCUAAAGUUGUCAACGGAACUGUUCCAGAAUUCAAUGUUGGAUAUCUCCCUUCUCGAACAUUCGCUGUAGACAUGGCCGGAUUCGCUGUGAAUCUGAGAGUCGUCAUGAACUCAACUGCUGUGUUUGGAUUGCAUUGUAAAGAAAGAUAUGCUCCGGAAACAUGUCUUUUGGAGGAUAUGGGAUUAGAAAGGAAAGAUAUUGAACCAUUUGGAUGGGAGGGCGAGAAAGAUCGAGAAAUCCUAGUGUGGCAUACCAAAACAAGCACUCCAAACAUUCCGAAAGCCGAGAAAAACGCCACGAAACCUGCUCCACCACCUGAGACUUAUGGCUAUUUUGUUGAAGUAUAA